Boleophthalmus pectinirostris (great blue-spotted mudskipper) is the source of this 1586-nucleotide messenger RNA. RefSeq names its product lipoyl(octanoyl) transferase 2 (gene lipt2). The transcript has 4 exons. Gene Ontology annotation, biological process: protein lipoylation. NCBI's taxonomy places the organism in Eukaryota, Metazoa, Chordata, Actinopteri, Gobiiformes, Gobiidae. Gene Ontology annotation, molecular function: lipoyl(octanoyl) transferase activity. Bases 210 to 896 code for a protein of 228 amino acids. The record is from RefSeq and is a predicted model, not a curated record. Gene Ontology annotation, cellular component: mitochondrion.
GGGUGCUGCAGGACCCUUGGGUGCUGCCUGGACUCUGGGUCAGAGGCUCAAGGUCUGAGCUCAGGUCCAGACCCGGACUCGAGUCAGACCCGGAUAGAAAAGAGACUAAACCCGGACCCGAGUCUCACUGAGGUCUUGUCCUUAGACCUUGGUCCUGGUCUUUGUCUUGUCCUGGUCCUGGUCCCGGUCCGGUCCCGGUCCUGGUCCAGAUGUCUCGUCCGGUUCUGGAGGUGGUCCGUUUGGGUCUGGUCUCGUACUCUGAGGCCAUGAGGGUCCAGAAGUUCUACGUAGACCGCUUAAAGUCCCGGCCGGGUUCCGCCUGGACCCUGCUGCUGUGCGAACACCUCCCGGUCUACACGGUCGGGAUCCGGACCUCCCCGUACCCGGACCCGGACCUGGACCUGCUCAGGACCAAAGGAGCCGAGGUCCACAAGAGCGACCGAGGAGGCCUCAUCACCUUCCACGGACCUGGACAACUGGUCUGCUACCCCGUCCUCCACCUGGGCCGGAUCAACAAGAGUAUUCGGUGGUACGUCAGUACUCUGGAGACUUCAGUCGGUGACGUCCUCAGACACUUCGGGCUCAAAGUUCAACCUUCUCCUCACACUGGAGUCUGGACCCGAGACCAGAAGAUCUGCUCCAUCGGGAUCCGCUGCAGUCGUCGCGUCACGUCUCACGGUUUGGCGUUGAACUGUGACAUGGACUUGUCGUGGUUCUCGCACAUCGUCCCCUGUGGGCUGGACAAAGGCGUGACGUCCCUGAGCCGAGAGACGGAGACCGAGGUCCGGGUGGAGGACGCCGUGGACCCUCUGCUCCACAGCUUCUGCCAGAACUUCAACUGUGACCUCCAAGAGACGACGGAGCCUCACCCUCACCUCCUCCACCUCCACGACUGACCACAGGAGACCCACCACCUCCAUGAGUGACCUCCAGGAGACCAGGGAACCUCCUUCUCACCUCCACGAACUCCAUGACCUCCACGACUGACCACAGGAGACCCACCUGCUCCUCAGCUUCUGCCAGAACAUCACCUGUGGCCUCCAGGAGACCACAGAACCUCCUCCACCUCCACGUGUGACCAGGAGAACCAAACAGAUCCAGGUCAGAGGAACAAAGGAGAACUGAGAAACCGGAGAGAAGAUCUAAACAUCUCCUUCACGUUUGACCCUGUGACCUUCUCGUGUCUGUCGGCAACAAACACGAGAGAAAAACAUUUAGACUUUGAGAAGUUUCUCCAUAAACCUGAGAGUUUCACUUUGGAUCAGAACACGAUGAAAUCAAAUAUUUUAAUUUGAAAAAAAAAAUAAAAAUGAAAAAAUAUUUUACUGGUCUGAAAGAGAUUUAGUUUUGGUUUAGUCCUGGUUUAGUCCUGGUUUAGUCCUGGUUUAGUUCUGGUUUAGUUCUGGUUUAGUCCUGGUUUAGACCUGGUUUAGUUCUGUUUUAGUUCUGGUUUAGUCCUGGUUUAGUCCUGGUUUAGUUCUGGUUUAGUCCUGGUUUAGUCCUGGUUUAAUUCUGGUUUAGUCCUGGUUUAGUCCUGGUUUAGUUCUGGUUUAGUUCUGGUUUAGUCCUGGUUUAAUUCUGGUUUA